Molecule: messenger RNA, 1779 nt
Organism: Adineta ricciae
Lineage: Eukaryota; Metazoa; Rotifera; Eurotatoria; Adinetida; Adinetidae
Source: the annotation of a GenBank genome assembly
AUGAUGUUAAAUCAAUCCUCAUUGUAUCAUCAUUUUCAACACUCAUCAAAGAAACGAACACUUAAGCUUUCUCAACAUUCGGAACGAUUAACGAAACGAUUGAAAUCAACAAAUGCAGCCAAGACAACACUCGAAUGUUUACCGAAUGAAUUAUUUUAUCACAUCUUUUCUUAUUUGACCGACCGAGAAUUAUUCACUUCGUUCAAUUUCUUCCCAUUACAUCGUCGUUUCAACGAGUUGAUUCACAAUCGCACAUCAAUCAACCUUCAUUCAAUUCAACGCUCGCAGUUUAUUGAACAUUUCUAUGAAAAUUCCUCGAUCAAUCCGCAAAUUCUCCGUCAAAUUCGUUUAUUCAAUACAGAUGAAACGCCCGGCUUAAUCAACUUCUUCUUUGCAAUCUACCCAUUGGAUUUAUUUUCCAAUUUAAAAAUCUUAGCUCUCGAUCAACCAGAACAAAAAGAUUUACUUAAAUUAAUGAAAUACUUUCCUCACCUCGAACAUCUAUCCGUUCGUCUUUCAACCGUAGUUCGAAUGCCAACUAUGGUCUAUACAAAUCUUUAUUCGUCCAUUGGGAAUUCUUCGCUUAAAUCGUUAACUAUUCACGAUGAUCCUGAUGAACCCAUUACAUUACCCGAUGAACUGUCCUUUCCAAAUUUAACUAAACUCAAUUUAGGAUCAUUGAAUAUGUUUGACGUUCAGCGAAUUCUUCGAGCAGCACCAAAAUUAGCUUCAUUCGCAUUCCAUCUCAAUUCUGAACAGUCGAAUCGUCAGUUCGAGCAAAAUCUGCAAACAAAUAUCACAGAACUUGAUAUUGAUGGUCCACGCGCUGAAUUUAAUCAAAUUGACAAGCUCUUGCGGCAAACGAAGAAAUUACAACGACUGAAACUAGUCUGUCGCGGUGUUAGUGCAUCGACUUGGGAAAAUUUUAUUAAAGAAAAUUUAUCAAAUUUAAUUAAUUUUCGUUUUAAAUUCGAUAUUCGUCAAAAAGAUAUUCAACUAAUCGAAUAUGAACAAGAUUGGUGGAAAACUGAAAAGAAAUGGAUUGUUGUAGGUCAUCCAUUAUCAUCAUUAAUCUAUACAAUACCUUUUAUCGACACAAAAUUAAUCUUAAAUGCCCGAACUGCCUAUCGUCAAGAGAAAUGUCCAUCAUCGAAAGUCUCCAAUGAAUACUCGCACAUUCGGCAGUUAAUUUUAACAUUGAAUCCACUCGGAUUCAAAUUAUGUCAAAGCGAUGAAAUUUACUUCGAUAAAGUUCAUUCUCUAACCCUCAUCGAUUAUAAACAUUCACAAAAGCCAAUUUCACAUUUACGAACAUUGAUUAAUCUGUCAACGGUUCGUCAUUUAACAAUUGAUCAUCGAAUGCGUUCGGGAACGUUCGUUUUACUGAUGAAAGAAAUGCCAAAUUUACGUUCUUUAUCUGGACAAGAUGUCGCUUUCUCUGCGAUCACCAACAAAUUUCAAAACGAACACGUCAUUUCGUUUCUUAAAGAGAAUAUUCGCAAAUUAACCUUAAGUCCAUUCAAACCAUGCGAUGACAUUCGUUACGUCUCGCAACUAUGCGUUAUUUUCUCACGUGUCCAUCAUUUAUCAUUGAGUAUUAAGUGGGCUGUGGAUAUUUGGCCUUGGUUAACCAAAAUUGCAAGUCUAUCCAGUGCAACUGUUUUCUGUCGUUAUGGAUCAUUCAUUGAUUUAAUCAAUGAUCCCAAUAAUCACAAAUGGUUUUUUAAUUGUACCUAUGAAUUACGUAGUCAUCAAGAUUUACGUUUAUGGAUUGAAUAG